Nezara viridula (southern green stink bug) is the source of this 701-nucleotide messenger RNA. The record is from the annotation of a GenBank genome assembly. NCBI's taxonomy places the organism in Eukaryota, Metazoa, Arthropoda, Insecta, Hemiptera, Pentatomidae.
UGAAGAGGCUGAAGGUAUUGGUCUCCCUUUUCCUUUGUUUCUGCAUUCCUGAUCUGUGUCAGUCACAACAGGAGCAGUUCGCGGGGCCUUACCGAUUGGUGUUGCAUCAGAUCGAACAAUGCGAUGUAGUAGGAACUAAGAUUUACCCGAACAGCACGCGGAUUAACAAAGUGAGCCGUAACAAAUACAUCUACACGACAAACGUGACAACAGAAAUCACUAUCGAUGACGGUGUGUCGAUAGAUGUGGAUUUUGCCGUCUUCGGUAACGGAGGUUGGAGGCCUCACUUCUUGCAGAUGGAAUUCCCCAAGGCCUGUACCUCCACGAAGCAAAUGAUGCCGGUAUUGUACGACGUUAUCACUGAGACGAUAAAGACUGAGUGCCCUAUUCCACCGGGACCUGCUUGCCCAGAUGCAUUGAUGGUCACGGCAAAGGAGGGUUCGCCGUACGCGGAUAUUCUACGAACAAUAAAAAGCUAUCCUGAUCUCCAAGACAUUGGCGAUAAUGUGCAAAAAAUACGAAAGUGUACCCUACUACAACACCAGUCUCCUUCUAGUGUUGAAUUGGAAACCACAAGAAAAGAUGGAGCGAAUUCGUAUUGCGACAGCACAAAAAUGGCUGAUAAAGCGGAGGUCACGUGCAAGAGAGACCCUGUUGUUUCUGAAUUGAAGGAUUUCGAUGAACUGACCGUAGCUGAAUAA